Molecule: messenger RNA, 1121 nt
Organism: Manis pentadactyla (Chinese pangolin)
Lineage: Eukaryota; Metazoa; Chordata; Mammalia; Pholidota; Manidae
Gene: IL18
Product: interleukin 18
Exons: 6
Coding region: 157-738 (193 amino acids)
Biological process (GO): immune response; inflammatory response
Molecular function (GO): cytokine activity
Source: RefSeq, a predicted model, not a curated record
GCUCCGGUUUCCUUUGCCCUCUGCGCUCCUGGCGGCUUGCUUCAGCCUCCCAGGGCCCUGCCGCCUUCCACCGUCUUCACGGCCUCCGGAAGAGAAAAGGGCCUCGGACUCCAGACUGCUUCCUCGCGUCGGAAGCUCCUGAGCACAGGAAUAGAGAUGGCUGCUGGACCAGCAGAUGACAAUUGCAUCAGCUUUGUGGAAAUGAAAUUCAUUGACAACACACUUUACUUUGUAGCUGAAAACGAUGAAAACCUGGAAUCAGAUUACUUUGGCAAGCUUGAACCUAAACUCUCAAUCAUACGAAAUUUGAACGAUCAAGUUCUCUUCAUUAACCAGGGACAUCAACCUGUCUUUGAAGAUAUGCCUGAUUCUGACUGUACAGAGAAUGCACCACACACCAUAUUUAUCAUACAUAUGUAUAAAGACAGCCUCACCAGAGGCCUGGCAGUAACCAUCUCUGUGAAGUGUAACAAAAUGGCCACUCUCUCCUGUAAGAACAAGAUGAUUUCCUUUAAGGAAAUGAGUCCUCCUGAUAAUAUCAAUGAAGAAGGAAAUGACAUCAUAUUCUUUCAGAGAAGUGUUCCAGGACAUGAUGAUAAGAUUCAGUUUGAGUCUUCAUUGUACAAAGGACACUUUCUGGCUUGUAAAAAAGAGAGAGACCUUUUCAAACUAAUUUUGAAAGAAAAGGAGGAAUAUGGAGAUAAGUCUGUAAUGUUCACUGUUCAAAACAAGAACUAGAUAUUAAAAUGGCAUUGUUUGAACUUUGAGCUUUUGUCUUUCAGAUGAGUUGUAAGUAAUGGAAUAAAAUGAAAAAAUGGUCUCUAAAGAUACCAGUAACAGAUAAUAAACUUUCAGAAAAUUGAAUUGACUUCCCCAUAUCCAGGUGAAUAAAAUAUUUUAUGAUGUAAAAGUAAUACAUUUUAUGAUGUAAAAAUAAUACAAAAGAAUGCAUAGUUCAAAAAAAAACAUUCUACAUUGUUAAUUGGAACAUAGUUUAUGCUCAGUAGAAGUGUUUUGAAUCUUUUGGGGUCCUAAUGAUAUGCUAAAAAAAAAAGAUAUACUGACAUUUGAAUUUUCUAAUUUUUAAGAAUAUCAUUAAAACCAUCAAUAUUUUAUAGAGA